This is a messenger RNA of Passer montanus (Eurasian tree sparrow), 9856 nucleotides long. It is a transcript of the gene FOXK1, whose product is annotated as forkhead box K1. Gene Ontology annotation, biological process: regulation of transcription by RNA polymerase II. The record is from RefSeq and is a predicted model, not a curated record. Gene Ontology annotation, molecular function: DNA-binding transcription factor activity, RNA polymerase II-specific; protein binding; RNA polymerase II cis-regulatory region sequence-specific DNA binding. The coding region runs from base 117 to 1916 and encodes 599 amino acids. NCBI's taxonomy places the organism in Eukaryota, Metazoa, Chordata, Aves, Passeriformes, Passeridae. The transcript has 9 exons.
UCGCACCUGCCCGCGCCGCGCUGCCCGCCCUGGCCCGGCCGCCCCCGGCCGCGCCGCCCGCCGCCUGCACCGGGCCGGUGCUGGCGCGGCUGCAGGGCCGCGAGUUCGAGUUCCUCAUGCGGCAGCCGGCCGUCACCAUAGGCCGCAACUCCUCGCAGGGCUCGGUGGACGUCAACAUGGGGCACUCCAGCUUCAUCUCGCGGCGGCACCUGCAGCUCAGCUUCCAGGAGCCGCACUUCUACCUGCGCUGCCUCGGCAAGAACGGCGUCUUCGUGGACGGCGCCUUCCAGCGCCGCGGCGGCCCGGCCCUGCAGCUCCCGCCGCAAUGUACUUUCCGAUUUCCUAGCACCGCUAUAAAAAUCCAGUUCACAUCUUUAUACCAUAAAGAGGAAGUAAAAGAGGAAGCCUCAACACAUCCCCUUCGGCCACUUUACCCUCAAAUCUCACCUCUGAAGAUCCACAUCCCGGAGCCGGAUCUCCGGAGCGUGGUCAGCCCCCUCCCGUCCCCCACAGGCACUAUCAGUGUUCCCAACUCUUGCCCAGCCAGUCCACGUGGUGCUGGAUCCUCAGGAUAUCGUUUUGUUCACAACAUUACCUCGGAUCUGCAGCUGGCAGCAGAGUAUGCGGCAAAGGCAGCAUCAGAGCAGCAGGCAGAUGCAUCUGGAGGGGACAGCCCAAAGGAUGAAUCCAAGCCACCCUAUUCUUAUGCUCAGCUAAUUGUGCAGGCUAUAUCUUCAGCACAGGACAGGCAAUUAACACUAAGUGGGAUCUAUGCCCACAUUACCAAGCAUUAUCCAUAUUACAGGACUGCUGACAAAGGCUGGCAGAAUUCCAUUCGGCACAACCUCUCCUUGAACCGUUAUUUUAUUAAAGUCCCACGCUCCCAAGAGGAGCCUGGAAAGGGCUCAUUUUGGAGGAUUGACCCUGCCUCUGAAGCCAAACUUGUAGAACAAGCAUUUAGAAAAAGAAGGCAAAGAGGAGUGUCCUGCUUCCGAACACCUUUUGGGCCUCUCUCCUCCAGGAGUGCUCCUGCCUCCCCUACUCACCCUGGCCUGCUGUCCCCUCACUCUAGUGGCCUACAGACUCCAGAGUGCCUGUCACGGGAGGGCUCACCCAUUCCACACGAUCACGACUUUGGGUCAAAGUUAGCCUCAGUUCCAGAGUAUCGGUAUUCCCAGAGUGCACCUGGAUCUCCAGUGAGUGCCCAGCCAGUGAUUAUGGCUGUUCCUCCCCGACCAUCCACCCUGGUGGCCAAACCAGUGGCCUACAUGCCAGCAUCCAUAGUGACUUCUCAGCAGCCUUCGUGCCACGCAAUCCACGUCGUUCAACAAGCCCCCACUGUCACCAUGGUCCGAGUGGUGACCUCCUCUGCAAACUCUGCAAAUGGAUACAUCCUCACAAACCAGGGCACAGCAGGAGGAGCUCAUGAAGCUGCAGGAGCAGUGUUGGACUUAGCUGCUGACCACCGAGGCAUGGACGAGAAGCCAACGAUCGCCUUUGCCACGAUCCCCACGGCCAGCCGUGUCAUCCAGACAGUGGCCAGCCAGAUGGCCCAGGGUGUCCCUGGGCAGACUGUCACCAUCCUGCAGCAGGCAGCUCCAGUGGCCCUGGGGCAGCACCAGCUCCCGGUGCGGGCGGUCACCCAGAACGGCAAACACGCCGUGCCCACCAACAGCAUCGCCGGCAGCGCCUACGCUCUUACAAACCCACUGCAGCUCCUUGCAGCCCAGGCCAGCUCGUCCACUCCUGUUGUAGUCAGCCGGGUCUGCGAGCCGGGGACCGAAGAGACGGCGGCAGCUCCCUCCAGUGAGCCUGAAGUGAAGAGAGCACGGAUAGAGGAGCCCAGUGGAGCAGUGCCAGCCCAGGCUGGAGUCAUCACGUCCACAGUGCCACAGGGACAGGCAACCAGUGAAUGAAGAAGCGGUGGGAGGAGCUGGAGCGAUGGCGGGGUGGGCAUGGGAUGGCAGGAGCCCUAAAGCAGCUUUCACAGGAAACCAACCACAACUGUAACAGCUCAAAACACAGCUGAUAGAGAGCUCUUUUUAAAGGCAGAUUUUUCAAUGGGAGGACAACAGCUGUUGUAAUCACAAGGUGCCAAAAAGAAUGGAUAAUCCCUCCCAAGAACCCAUAUCUGGAACUCUGUUCUGUCUCUACUUAUGGGAUAUUUUUUUCCUUUUUUUUCCUUUAUUUUUUUUUAAGAUUCAAAAAAAUACAGACAAGUGAUUGUAUGACUGCUGGGAUAUUUUUAACUAUCUUUUCCCCUUUUGGCUCCAAGGGGAUGGGAUUUGCAGUUCAGAAUCUAAAGGAAUGUAAUACAAAUACAAUCUGCUCCCUGGAAAGAAAACUCCUCACGUUCUAUGCCUUAAUACCACGCUUCUGAGAGCUUUGAACCAUAGGACCAUUUUAAAAAGGUCACCUAAGGCAAUCAAAUGCUGAAUGUGGGUGCAGUAUCUCACAACAACAUUAAAGAAACAUGGUACCAAGCUUAAAAAAAAAAGGCAAAUGAUUCUGGUUUUUUAAAACAGAAAAUUCUGAAUAUAAAUGUUUAUUUAUAUGGGGAUUCAGGAGGAAGAGUUACAGGGCUCUGCCACCUGGAUUUCCAGAUGAAAUUUCUCUCCAUUCCCUCUGAGGGAGAAUAGGAUGACAGAGGAACUGUAUUAACUUGGUUCCUGUAAAGAUGUUAAAAACAAAGGGGUUUGUAUCUUUACAAAUAACUUCUUACAAUUAUUCAUCACUUGCUCUGGACAACAGCCAAAGUAUCUUGAUGCCUGAGGAUCCCAUGGGAAGGGUGUCUCCAGGAGGCUCUGUGUGCAUUUGAUUGAUCACAGCUUGUGUGAAGCACCAUCUUUUGUUCAAAUCAGCACUGUAGGUGAAGGCAUGGCCACUGUCUAUGUGAACUUGAGAAAAUAUUGGUUGAUGUUCUGCACUAAAGAUGUCACCUUCACCUCCUGGUGGUGGUGUGGUCCUUAGCUCGAUGGAGCCUGGUCAGGAGGUCAGAGCUGACCCUCUUUCAUGGCUAACAGCAAAAUUCCUUUGUUACUCUUUGGAGAGGGAAGUUUAGGGCUUGCAUGAGAGGCAGCAGAGGUCAUACCAUGGUUCAUUCAAAUUCUGUCAGGGUGUAGUAGACCAAGGCAAAAGACUUCUCUUUUAUUUUCCAUGUGGCAAAACUCACUGGAGGUCUUCAAACAGUUUUACCAAAAUUGAUUUGGAGGUUUGCUUUCAUUGCUUGGCUCCCUCUGCCAUCUCUCCUGCCUUGAGGACCAUGUGGGUUGGCCAGUAGGAGGAGGCCUUUACUCACACUGUAUUUCAGGCUCCUCAUGUAGUACAAGGAUGUCUUUCAAGGAAGGCAGAUUUGACUUGUGACUUUUUAUGAUUAGCAAAGAAAUCCACCCCUGCCUGUAGCCUCCAGCAAACCCCUUUGGCUUUACACCCUUUGCAGUCCCAUUGGCUAACAUGUCUUCUGGCAGCACAGCAGAGAUUUUUAAUUUAGCAAAUGUUACUUUGGUAAUGGCAAGAGAGACUUAAGAGGGGUGGGCUGUGCCUCUGUCCAGUCUGACAAGGCAGAGAGGCAAAACCUACUGCAGAAACAUUGCAAAAAGCCUUCCCCAAUGUGCAGUAAAUGAUACUGUCAGCAUAUCUGUGGGGAUUAGGGGCAAGGCACAGCCCUUCGGUGCCUGCUGGAAUCUGGGGAGGAAGUCCACAAGGUAACAGCUGGCAUCACUUGUUCCCUUCUGGGUUUCCUUUGUCUUUGCCAAAUCCUAUUCAAUAACCAAGUCCCACCACUUGAAUAAAAUCCAGACAUGUUUAAUUCUCAAAUCCAUUAUUUUGUGAGAAAUAUUGCUGAAAGAAGGAAAGAAUUUCUUGGUCUCAUGAUUUGCGGUUACUUUCUGCGGAGAGAGGCACAUAAAAUAUUCAUGACAGAUCAUUUAUCUCAGCUGGGCUUUCAGAAUUCAGGUGUGUGCCCUUAGUGACAAGUUAUUAGAUGGGAUUUUAGUACUUUGAAAUGGUUUUGUGAAGGAGGAUUGUUAGAGACCACAAAGUAAUUGAAGCAGGCUGGCCUCCAGCUGUCCCUUCUCCCGCUAGGAAGGCAAGGUGUGGCGCAGCGGAAAAGCACACAGAUUAGCUCUGUUUUCUGUAGCCUUUUCAAAGCCAGGAGUCAAUAAAAUGAACUUCUAGGUAGAAGGCACAAGUGAGAGUGCAGCACAGUCUCUGUGAUGAAUCAUUACUUUCAGGUGACUGCUGGUUUGGGUACAGGCACACCUCUGAAACAGCCCCGAGGCUCGGGAGCGCUCCGGAAGCAAAGGAGUCCUUGGCUUUCCAGAGUGUUGGGUGAGUCAGAGCAAGAUGAAAAACCAACAGAAAACUGUUCAGGAUGUGGAGCUGCCAAGAUUCUGUGGAUUUUUCUUUGCUGAUGCUUUUCUCUUGAAGAGUCUAAAUAAUUAAGCCGUGAACUCCAGUAAACCAGUGCAGCACUAUAGAAAGACAUCAGCUGAGUGACAAUGUUUUCAUCCACUAUAAAGCUGCUGCUCUGUAGAUACUUCCUGAAAGUCCAUCCUCAGGUUGCAUGUGUAGGUCUGCCUCCUGAGUAUUUAGAACAGAAUAACACUUCCUGUCUCUUCUUUUUGUGGCUCACAAUGCCUGCUGAUUCUAAUGGGAGUUGAGGAUAAGCAAAUAUCUUUGUUCUGUUCACCCUUUCUGCUUGAGAUGUCUGGAACUUGUCAGUUCACCCUGUCAGGGUUUUUUUGCUUUAUCAGUCUGCUGCAUCCCUCUGCUGCUGUAGGAAGCAGUCCUGCCACUUGCAGAUUUAUUUUUUUUUUUGGUAGGUUUGGCUAAACAUUGCCUGGUACCAGGCAAAAUAACUGUUCUUGUUAAAUCGUGUUGAGAGCUGUGGAAAAGUGUGGUCCUCAUCCCGAACAUGUGAGAUGAAGACAUCUUCUUUCAGGCCUCCAGAUGAAUUCUUUCAGCACUGAUCAGUCUGGAUGACAGCACCAUUCUUUCUACAUACCUGUCCUGAUUCUCCAGGCUGCAGAGGCGUGGUGGUAGAAUUAAGUCUUCAGCUAGGAAGAAAAUGUUUACCUUAAUGGUUAUAUGCAGUACUCAGAUUAUUUUAAAUUUAUAAUCUGACUUGUUUUUAUUGUCUAAAAAGUUGCAUCUCAUCUUUGAUUACAUUAACUAAAGAAGGUUUGAGGGGAAGUGAAGGUGGAAGCUUCACUGGAUUUUCUGCUCUCUGUGUAAUGAAGGUCAAGGCAUAUUGAAUAUUUAAACUGCGAUUACUUAGACCUGGGAAAACUGUAAAGGCAAGUUCUUAAUGUGUGAAUUCACUUCCCACCAUUCCCAAUUGAUUUUUUUUCACCUUAGGCAAUGACAUUGACUAAUUUUACUUUGAUCACAGUUAGUUUAUAGCAACUUUCUUUGCCCCAGUUUGCAAGAGUUGAAUGCAGUUGUUCUUUGUUCUAUUCCACUGGAAUUCCAUGUUGUUUGUCUUGACCUUGGCUCUUAUGAUACAGAAAGCUUUUUAGAGAAAGAUCAAUUUAAUCUGAUUUAGUGAUAACACAGCACAGUGCUGAGCACAAAAUUGAAGUUCAUGAUUAGCUCAUAUAUUCUUUUCAACUCUUUUUCCUUCCCAUAUUCCUCCCUCCCCCAUACCAUUAACACUGUCCCCUGUAGCAUAUCCAGCCAUUUUUAUCCACUGACAGGAGCAGCACCUUGCAUUAAGCUCUGCUUGAGGACUCAAGGAUGAAAAUAUCUGUGGAACACAUGGAGCUCCAGAACAGGUUGAGAAAGAUCAAUUUGGUCACCCUGUAUGAAUUUUCAUGCUGUGCUCUAGACCUGUUACUGUUGGGCAGAGCUUAUUCAGGAGGGUGUUUUCAGAGACAUGUUAAAGCUUUGUAGGAGGAAAGAAAUAACAACUCAAGUUCUUACAGUGCUUCUGCCAUCAAUGUCAUGGUCUAGCAUCAGAUUUUGGGGGAGUAAACUUUAUUUUGCAUGUUUGGUCUUUUGUACUGCCUUAGAGUUGUCAUUCAGAGUUAAUUUCCCCCUUUUUUUUUUUUUUUUUCCUUUUCAGUAGGUAAAUGCCCACAAUGGAAUAAAGCUUGGAGCACAGAAGGCUAGGGACCCAUAUCUAAGCAAGUGAGAGCAUCUGACCUGAACUCCCUUGCAGUGUGGUGUGGAACACUUCUCCCUGCCUGCUGGGAUGUUCUGUUGGUGUUGGAGCUUUUCAUCUGUGUCAGCAAGGGGCUAUUUAUUUGGUAUCACUGGUGGGUGCUAGUGUGUAAGUGAAUGUCAAAAUGUAGGGUGAAAGAGAAGUGUUUCCCUGGAUUUGGGGAUCUUGGAUUUCACCUAGUGGUAAUUCUGUACCUCUCCUUAGAGAAUCCACUCUCACCACACAAGGUGAAAACUUCUCAGCAAUAUAAGAAGAAUUUCCCAUGCAGCUGAAUUUGUUCCUUGCUUCUGAGGAGAGCCCUGCUCUGCCUCCUCUGCAUGUUACAAAUAGGUACUUGAAGAUUCCAGUGAGAUUUUUCCAAUUUGCUUCCUUCUCUUAAGGCUGAACCAGCCUGGUUGUCUUGGUCUCUUUUUGUCCAUCAGGUGGAGUUGCUGCAGGAGGUCACUGUGAGUCUUGUGCUGGGGAGCCCAAAGGCAGAGACAGUGCUGCAGCCAUGAUCUGGGGAAUGCUGCAUGGGUUGGAAGAGGAAUCCUUUUCCUUGGCCUGGUAGCCACACUUCUGCCAGUACAGCUCAGUACCUGUUUGGUCUCUUGCUGCAUGACAAGUGUAAAGUGUAAGGAACAAAUCACAGAGUGAACUGGUUUGCAUUUGAGCAGAUGCAACCACGUUGUCCCUUUCUUCCAAGGAACAGUCCUAGCUUGGGUCUUGUUGAGCAGGAAGCAGCACUGAAGGAUCCUGAUCACUUUUAAAGAUACCUGUGAUUAAUCUUAUCAAGUGAUAGUUUCAAUCCAAUGGAAUUGCCUUGAGUUUCUACCUGCUUCAAAAUCUUUGAGGUUUUUUUUAAGUCCUGCUGCUAAUAAGUGUUGGACUAGGGCAUUAAGAAUGAACCUCUAAAGGAAGAGGAUUUGCUUCAUAAUUUUUGCCCUUGCUGCACACUGAGUUUUUGAGCUUGCAGAUGUCAUCCUGCAGCAAAUGAUCUGUCUUCUCUUGCCAGCCAGUCUCUUGGGCAGCUCCUGCUUCUGCUCCUCAUCAGUUUUUCCCCUCUAUUUGUAGUUAUUUCUGUCAACUCCAGAGUCCUUUAAUCUAACUCCUAAUUUAAUUCCAUUGCUUGAAGGUCUGCAUCUGGCAAGGAUUCUUGUGUUGGGUUGCAGUUACACGAGUAAACAAUCUGUUGUAGAACUUUCUGUGUCCUUCUGGGUGAAAAAUGAUGCCCAAGCUGCUGCUACUAUAGCAUACACUACUGCUGGAAAGUGUAGCUUCCACAGGAGCCAGCUGUGCUGCAGAAAACACAGUUACACUACAAGGUCAUCUGCACUGCUGGAGCUGAUGCCUUCCUGCAUCUCGAUCUGCACCUGAUCAAAACGUGGCUGGGGAAUCUCUCAGGGCUGCCAGGCAGCUCUUGGGCUGGGAUUUGUUAGAUCAGCACCUCUCUCUGCUGGGUGGGUUGUUUGCAGGUGUUUGUGCAUACAGGUGUGGGUGUAUUCCCUGCCAUAACAGUGGGAAUUCUGUAGCUGUGAGGGUGGCCUUUCUCUCUUAGGGUGUCUUUCAUGGGGCAAUAAUACACCAGGGAGCAUUUUACUUUGGCUUGAGCAAGACAUUUUGAAAAAUACUUGGUUUUCUUGGAGCACUAUAUUUAAAUUCCAAAUUUUGAAUCAAUUUGUGACGUUUGUAUUUAUAUGUUUGGAAAAUUCUUUUGAUACCUUUUCAAUUUACCAACACUGAAUUAAAACCUUUCAGAAUGUAUGGUUGGUCCUCUCCUUAUGUGUCACUUUAAGUUUCAGAGCACAAGGGUAGUUGUGCCAAAUCUACUCCUUUGCUCUCAAGACAGAAAAAAAACGUUGACAAUUCAUGGGUGGCAGCUAAGGAAGAAACCCUUUAAAUAUUUUUUUUCAGAGAAUAUUAAAUUAGAUCUGUGUAAACAUAAAAUUUAUAUUUAUUAAUGUGUGAGUGUGUGAGCGUGUGUGUCGAUAUAGAUAUAUAAAUGGUCCAUGACUAUUUCUUUCUCUUGAAUGGUACUUACACAGACUUUUAUACAGUGUGCUGGUAAUUCCUGCACCAGGCACUGUCUCUGAAAGAACGAUGAACCUAUUUUUGUAACGAAUGUGAGCAGCCAGUGGAAGCAGCUUUACUUCAGUGAUUGCUUUCAUUCCUCUCGCAGAGCAGAAGAGGCAACUUGGUACUUGCAUCUUCCUUGUAGGAUCCCUGCUUCUGGCUUUGUCCUGCUUGCAGCAGCCCCAGUCCACGCUGCUUUUCUGGCAAGAAAAACCCCCCAAAUGGCACUAAUGAAAGCUGGAAUCCUUUCUUGUCUGCAGUUCUCUCUAGAUGCAGUAGCAGGGAGUUCUUUACAGGUUCUGCUCUGUAAGUAAUGGGACCUUAUUUCUAACAGAGGAGAUUUAUGGGGGGUCCACAAGGAUGCUGUAAGGCUGAGGAAUUCCUCUCUGUCAGGUGGCUAAGCUAACACUGGGGCACUAGGAAAUAGUUUCUUUUCUUCUGUGGUGAGAUUAUUUUCCUUUUGUCAUGCUUCUGUCUCUUUUUGGGGUAAGGUGUGUCUAUAUCCCCUUAAAAACAAGCACAGAGUUUUUCUAAUGUUUCCACUCACAGGGAGUAAAUUUUGCUGAACUGGCCAAAGUUCAGGUGUGAUUUAAUUCCACAGGGAUCACUAAAUUCACAAAAGGGUGUAUUUUGAACCACGUGGAUCUCUUGAGAAUAAAAGCAAGUGAUACUUGACUUCCUAAUUGCUCUUCCAGAAGCAGAAAUUCUCUCUGAGGAUCUGAGUGAAAGCUUCAGCUCAGCAAUCCCUGCCUGGUGAUGGGGCUGCAGUACUUCAGGGAGGACAGGGCUGGUGAUGGGAAGAGAGACCAGAAUAGGAGCAGUGAAAGGAAGCAGCUUUCCUCCUCAUCCAGCAGAAAACAGCCCCUGUGAAACCCAGACUUCCCCUAACAUUUGGUUGUUGCCUUGUGUCUGCUGCCAAGUUCUGCUGUGAUCUGGACCUCUCUGUCCUGCUCCUACCCCACCUCAGUUUCACUUAAAGCAGUCUGAGACAGAGCCUUCCUUAAAGCUAAGGGCAACAGUGAGGAGAAAUGUCUGGUAGCUGAAGAAAAAUGAGAUUUAAAUGGAGCAGAAAAAGUGAGAAUUCCUUCUGUUUCACUGUCUUGCUGCUAAAAGUCUGCUGCAGAACAUCCUGAUGUUCUGCUGAUUUAUAUGCUGCUCUUGGGAGGUGGGCAGGCUGCUAAGUUGGCUCUGUAGCAGUUGAAUUACUGUAAACCUAAACUUGCUUAAUCUCUCUUUUUUUUUUCUCCCUCAAAUGGGCUUGAAGUAGAGGGAACCAGAGUAUUGUUUGUAAGAUCUUUUUGCUUUAAUAGAAAACAGAAUGUAAAAAGAAAAAAAAAAAAGCAAAACCAAACUCAUUCAAAUAUAGUGAUACAGAAAAUGGCUUUAAAAUAUGAAAUUCUUACAAGACCAUAUGUUGUGUUGGGUUCUGACAUGCUGUUUGUGCUGAGGGGCUGGCCUUGCCCAGCCUGCCAGCCAACCUCCACGUAGCCAAAAAGAGCAUUUUAAGAGUCUGUAGCUAUCCAAAGGACUGUUAUCCAAAGGACUGUUAAAAGCUGUUUAGGGAUAAAUCAAAAGCUGUGUGUGAGCAACGGAUGGUAAAGCUGGAAAUUCAGAUCCAACUCUGAAUAAUUGUUCUAAUUU